This is a messenger RNA of Prunus avium (sweet cherry), 615 nucleotides long. The record is from RefSeq and is a predicted model, not a curated record. Lineage: Eukaryota; Viridiplantae; Streptophyta; Magnoliopsida; Rosales; Rosaceae.
AUGCCACACUUUGAGCCCAACAAACAUGAGUUCAUCCCUCCGCCUCAUCAUGAGUAUGCCCAAGUUAGUUUGUACGGCGGUCAAUACUAUGGAGCGCAAGCAGGAUUUAAUGUAUGGAACCCAGCAGCAUAUAAUGAAGAUAACAGUAUAGCCCAGAUAUGGGUUGUGGGAGGUAACGGAAAAGCAGUGAGCAGUGUAGAAGCUGGGUGGAUACGUACAUUUAUGUUUCAGAACACAAAUAGUGGCCAUUGGUGGCUUAAUGUGGGAAAUGAGGCAAUAGGAUACUGGCCUGACACCAUCCUCCCAAGUCUAAGAGGCAGUGCUGAAUUGGUUAGUUGGGGAGGGGAGAUUUACGAUUCACAAGCUGAGGGUCAUCACACAUCUACUCAAAUGGGGAGUGGUCAUUUUCCAGAUGAAGGCUUUGGGAAAGCCAGCUAUGUUCGCAAUGUCCAAUACAUGGACGAUUCUUCGCCUCUCACUUUCAAAGAUCCUGCAGCUCUUCUAACUUAUGCGACAAAGCCUUCAUGCUACAAUUUAAUUGUUAAAGACAAAGCCCCAGACAUGGGAACCCAUUUCUAUUAUGGAGGUCCUGGGUUUUCAGCAACAUGUCCUUAG